AUGAAGCCCAUCCGCUGGUUGGGAUUGAUGAUGGCACCAAUGCUAGGUCUAGUGAUGAGCACCGGUGGAAGGAACGGGUCGUCGUACCGUAUUGUGAAUGGAAGCACCACGAUCAUAAGCGAUUACCCGUUUAUGGUGUCGGUACAGCGGUGGAACAAGGACACACAGACCCACAUCUGCGGCGGUACGUUCAUCAGCAACCAGUGGAUACUGACCGCGGGGCAUUGCGUUGAUGAUGCGGAGUUUAUCAAGGGUGGAAUUGUACGGGUGGAAUCAUCAUUUCACGCCUCAGGUGGUAUACUUCUUGCGAUCGAGCGUACGGUGCUGCAUGAGGCGAUAUACUAUGGAGGACCUGGAAUUGAUUACGAUUAUGGUUUAAUUAAGCUGGCCACUAAGUACGAGCGAGCAGUUCCGGUGCGGCUGAUAGCAUUGAGGAGACGCUUUCUUCCGGGAGAGCACUGUACGAUUGUUGGUUGGGGUUUGACCAAGAAUACGGGCGAUCGUGAGCAGCUACGAAUGGUGAAGCUACCAAUCAUAUCGCGAGCUGACUGUCGUCAGGUCUACUCUGAACUGGAAACAAUCACUAGGCGUAUGCUGUGUGCUGGAUAUCAUGGAGGUGGUCAGGAUGCGUGCGAGGGAGAUUCUGGAGGUCCCCUACUGUGCCGUGGGAUACAGGUUGGUAUUACUUCUUGGGGAGUAGGAUGUGCUAAACCACGGCGCUAUGGGGUGUACAGUAAUAUCGCAAAUCAGCGUGAAUGGAUACGGAAACACACCGUAAGUAGUGUCGGUGGUAAGCGUCAGAUAAGUUUCCGGAUUGUCAACGGGACGGAAGCAACGAUCCUUGCCUAUCCGUUUAUUGUUUCCGUGCAAAAGUGGACACCAAUGGUAAAGCAGCACAUAUGUGGCGGAACUCUUAUUAGCGAGAGUUGGAUACUAACAGCAGCCCAUUGCGUUGAGUACUUCAGCAAGAUCUCAGCCAACACAGUAAUGGUUCGAGCUAACUCGUCUUUCUUCAACCGCGGUGGAAAGCUCCAUCGAGUGGAGCGUGUUAUAAAGCAUGAACUUUUCAGCUAUGAAACGGGAGAUUACGACUUUGGUUUGAUGAAGUUAAAGCAACGCUUUAGACGUGGAACGUACGUAAAGCUUCCAUCGGGUAGGAGACGUUUUCUACCAGCAGAACGGUGUACGGCCAUGGGCUGGGGCUAUACGAUGGGACCUUCACAGAGAGACCAGCUACAGCAGGUGGUGUUGCCGAUCGUGUCCCAAAAGGUGUGUCAGAAAUCGUACGAAGGUACGGACACGAUUACGGCUCGUAUGCUAUGUGCUGGGUAUGUGGAAGGGAUGCGAGACGCGUGCGAUGGAGAUUCUGGUGGGCCACUGAUUUGUCGAGGUAUGCAGGCUGGUAUCAUAUCGUGGGCGAUUGGUUGCGCCAAACCGAAUAAGUACGGAGUCUAUAGCAGCAUUGCCGAGGGUCGUGAAUGGAUCCGAAACCAUACAGGUGUAUAA
Anopheles maculipalpis is the source of this 1506-nucleotide messenger RNA. RefSeq names its product tryptase gamma-like. Gene Ontology annotation, biological process: proteolysis. Bases 1 to 1506 code for a protein of 501 amino acids. Lineage: Eukaryota; Metazoa; Arthropoda; Insecta; Diptera; Culicidae. The record is from RefSeq and is a predicted model, not a curated record. The transcript is spliced from 7 exons. Gene Ontology annotation, molecular function: serine-type endopeptidase activity.